Ruditapes philippinarum (Manila clam) is the source of this 1726-nucleotide messenger RNA. RefSeq names its product complement C2-like. Gene Ontology annotation, molecular function: serine-type endopeptidase activity. The coding region runs from base 59 to 1726 and encodes 555 amino acids. NCBI's taxonomy places the organism in Eukaryota, Metazoa, Mollusca, Bivalvia, Venerida, Veneridae. The transcript is spliced from 11 exons. The record is from RefSeq and is a predicted model, not a curated record. Gene Ontology annotation, biological process: proteolysis; complement activation. Gene Ontology annotation, cellular component: extracellular region.
UCAAAAUUAAAUUAAUUUAAUAAUACGAAAAAAUAAAUUCCGUUUUGGAUGAAAAACUAUGUAUUCAUUACGUAUAUACCUUUAUUACGUUUACACAGAUUACGGGAGCGCAAUAACAGCUGCAUUGAAUGAUGUAUAUAACCAAAUUGAAACGAAGUUGGUAUGGUCUAGAAAUGGUAAAGGCAGGAAUUCCAAGCAAGUUUUGAUUAUUAUCAGUGACGGAAGAUUUACAAGUAUGGGUGAUCCUACUGAUGCCGCUUCAAAACUUAAAAAUGACUUUGAUGUGGAAAUAUAUUCAUUUGCAAUCGGGAACAAAACAUAUACAAUAGGCUUUUAUACGAUGAGCGACCUGGCAUCACAAAUUGAAAACGAACAGCAUUUCUUUCAAAUAAGUAAUGAUGAGUCUGUCUUAAAUGAGGAUUUGAGCAGUUUAUCAACACAGAUAAAAAGUGAUCAUUCUGAUGCCGCUUCAAGACUUAAAAAAACAGAUACAAUAGGCUAUUAUACGAUGAGCGACCUGGCAUCACAAAUUGAAAACGAACAGUAUUUCUUUCAAAUAAGUAAUGCUCGUUUAAGCCCUGGUAAAAGCGGCCUCGAUGUCGUAUUACUUGUUGAUGUAUCCUCCAGCAUUGGGGACAGGUCAUUUCAUUUGGCUAAGAAAUUUAUGAAGCUACUCGUAGAUUCUUUUGGUGUUUCCAGAGAAGAGUCCGGAGGAACAGAUGGAACACGAUUUGCUCUUAUCACGUUUAGUGAUCAGGCAGAUGUUGUUUUCAACCUGAAUGAUAGAACCGCACGAUCCAAAACCGAAGUGAAGAAAAGAAUUGACAAUAUACAGAAUUCUGGCGGUGGUACAAAUUUAAUGACCGCUUUACAUACAGUGAUUAGAGAAAUCCAUUUUCCUGUUAUCAUGAAAGAUCGACGGCGAAUGAGCGAUGGAACACGUGUAAUAUUUCUUCUCACGGACGCGGAGGAGACGAGUAAUGUCCGGAAGGACCGUAUCAGGACAGUAGCAAACACCUUAAAAACUGUUGGUAAUUUCGAGAUAUUUUGUAUUGGAAUUGGAAAAACCAUAGACUACAAUACCUUGACUGAAAUAGCCUCAACACCUCGACACGUUUUUUCCUUGUCUAAAAUUAAAGACCUGGAGAAAAUAGGACAAAGUAUAACAGGGAAAAACAUUGAUUACGGACAGUGUGGUGUUUCAGAAAAUAUGGUUAAAUUAUCACGUUCAGAGAGAGCAGAGGAGGGGGCGUGGCCAUGGUUGGGUUGGUUGAGUGUUUUAGAUGACGAAGACAUACCUCAUACAUGUGGGGGUGCCGUAGUUUGUGACCGGUGGUUUCUCACAACUGCUAGCUGUGUGUCUAGGAAAAAAGGUGGUCAAGUGGUUCCGUAUAAGACGUCAAGGAUGAAUGUUUUUCUGAGUGAUUAUGAUAUUUUGAAAGAGGACACAAACGAGAUUUGGCCAAUCGUUCACGAUGUUAUGAUUCAUGACAAAUAUACGGGAGAAGAAAUAGGAAGUCUUGGUAUUUAUGCUAACGACGUAGCCUUGCUGGAUUUUGGGCAGAAAGAAUCCGAACGACCAGUCUUUAAUAAAUAUUUGCGACCAAUUUGUGUCGCAACAGCUAAAGAUUCUCUUAAAGCUGCGAAGACGUACUUCAGAAUAUCGCAGUCAUUCUCGAGUCAUAUCAACACAUUCACCGCCGGGUGGGUAAUGCACCAGAUAUAA